AUGUCUUAUCAAAGGGCAAGAAACCUAACGUCAGGAGACUUCAACACCAGACCAAUAGUACACGAAGAAGAAAAUGUCUCACAAGAUAUUCCUGUGGACCCAUUUAAUGUAUCCCCAGUUAGUGAGCUUGAUCUGAACUAUUCUAAUACACCACUGACACAGGAUCAAUAUGGACGUCCCUUUAUCGUUGACAAUUCAUCCUCUUCUUCGUCUUCCCUGGCUAACGUAUUCAACAACCAACCCAGACUGGGAUACACAAGAACAGCAACCAAUGCAAAAUACCUGCACAAUCCAAUUAGAAAUGAGAACCUAUUCAUCAACCAACCGCCUGCGUAUGACAGAUACCCUGUUAUUAAGGAUUCGGAAACCAAUUCAAUAUCGCUGUCGCGCUCACAACUGCUGCAGCAACCACAAACGACCUUCGCUGACAAACUAAAUCACAAGUUGGAGUCUUCAUCCUCUGAGAGAUCAACUGGAGACACAAAGGAUGCAGCAUCAUAUAAAUUUACCGAGUUUAGUCCAUUCGGCGGUUAUCCAGCGACGUCGUUUCCCUUGAGUAUAGAGGAAAAGGAGCCCGAUGAUGAUUUGCAUAAUCCUAACCCAGUCAAAGAUGCUGAAUACGAAAAGAACCGCUUUUGGUAUGAUCUAAAACAAGGUGACAGACGGUCAUACUUUGGAAUAUUGGGGUUUCUAUUCCUUAUUGCCGCUGCAGUUGCUGUUUUUGUCAUAUUGCCAGUAUUGACCUACUCUGGUGUCACCGACCACAGAGCAGCCCCGGAAACGUACGAAAUCUUGACCCAUUAUCAAUACCCCAUGUUGAGUGCGGUGCGUACAAGCUUGGUUGACCCAGACACUCCUGAAGACGCAUUAUCUUUGGAGUCAAAGAGUGGUGAUAAAUGGAAUUUGGUAUUCAGCGAUGAGUUCAAUGCUGAGGGGAGAACGUUUUACGAGGGUGAUGACCAAUUCUUUACUGCUCCUGAUAUCCAUUACGACGCUACAAAGGACUUGGAGUGGUAUGACCCUGAUGCAGUCACCACUGCCAACGGUACGUUGACUUUACGCAUGGAUGCCUUUAAGAACCACGAUUUGUUUUAUCGAUCAGGGAUGUUGCAGUCCUGGAACAAAAUGUGCUUCACUCAAGGGAGAAUUGAGAUCUCGGCAAGAUUGCCUGAUUAUGGAUACGUUUCUGGACUAUGGCCAGGGCUUUGGACCAUGGGAAAUUUAGGACGCCCAGGAUACUUGGCUACAACCGAAGGCGUUUGGCCCUAUUCCUACGAUUCAUGUGAUGCAGGCAUCACUCCAAAUCAAUCGUCUCCCGAUGGAAUUUCGUAUUUGCCAGGACAACGUUUGAAUAAAUGCACCUGCUCCGGUGAAUCGCAUCCAAACCCCGGUGUGGGAAGAGGUGCCCCCGAGAUUGAUCUCAUUGAAGCGGAAAUAAUGAUUGACAGUAAAAAUAUCAAACCAAAUAACGGAGUGGCCUCGCAAUCGCUACAGCUUGCCCCAAUGGAUAUCUGGUAUUACCCCGAUUAUGAGUUUAUUGAGAUUUACAACUACUCAAUCACCACCAUGAAUACCUACACCGGCGGUCCUUUCCAGCAAGCCUUCUCCGCCACCACUACCUUGAAUCGUACGUGGUAUGAAAAAGGAGCAGGAUACGAACACAAUUAUCAAGUUUAUGGGUACGAGUACCUAAACGACGAUAGUAGUGGGUAUUUGCGCUGGUAUGUUGGACGGGAUCCAACAUUGACGGUGUAUUCCUCUUCAUUACACCCUAAUGGAAAUAUUGGAUGGAGGCUCUUAUCAAAAGAGCCCAUGAGUAUCAUUAUGAAUUUUGGGGUGUCAAACAACUGGGCCUACAUCGAUUGGGGCGAGUUGUCAUUCCCAGCUACAUUCAUGAUUGAUUACGUGAGAGUUUAUCAACCACAAGAUGCUGUUAAUGUUGGGUGCGAUCCAGUGGAUUUUCCAACUUAUGAUUACAUUCAGGAGCAUUUAAACAUUUAUGAGAAUGUUAACUUAACUUCCUUUGAAGAUGGCGAUUACACAUUUCCCAAGAAUAAGCUUAUUGGGUGUUAG
This is a messenger RNA of Lodderomyces margitis, 2073 nucleotides long. RefSeq names its product SKN1/KRE6 family beta-glucan synthesis-associated protein. Bases 1 to 2073 code for a protein of 690 amino acids. Gene Ontology annotation, biological process: fungal-type cell wall organization; (1->6)-beta-D-glucan biosynthetic process. Lineage: Eukaryota; Fungi; Ascomycota; Pichiomycetes; Serinales; Debaryomycetaceae. Gene Ontology annotation, cellular component: endoplasmic reticulum membrane; plasma membrane. The transcript has a single exon. Gene Ontology annotation, molecular function: glucosidase activity. The record is from RefSeq and is a predicted model, not a curated record.